Molecule: messenger RNA, 6128 nt
Organism: Salvelinus fontinalis (brook trout)
Lineage: Eukaryota; Metazoa; Chordata; Actinopteri; Salmoniformes; Salmonidae
Product: ras-related protein Rab-3A
Exons: 5
Coding region: 111-770 (219 amino acids)
Biological process (GO): regulation of synaptic vesicle fusion to presynaptic active zone membrane; axonogenesis; protein localization to plasma membrane
Cellular component (GO): synaptic vesicle membrane; axon; synaptic vesicle
Molecular function (GO): GTP binding; GTPase activity
Source: RefSeq, a predicted model, not a curated record
UGCCCACCUCAGUCGUCAACUGUCAGUCAGUCAUAUAACGUCGGUGUUUCUGCGGGUGCUAGACGCGGUGGUGCAUUGGUGUAAUAAGAGUCUAAAAUAAAUAUUUAAAGAUGGCUUCAGCUACAGCUACCUAUGGACAGAAGGAGUCCUCAGACCAGAACUUUGACUACAUGUUCAAGAUCCUCAUCAUUGGAAACAGCAGCGUGGGCAAGACCAGCUUUCUGUUCCGCUACGCUGACGACUCCUUCACGCCGGCCUUCGUCAGCACGGUGGGUAUCGACUUCAAGGUGAAGACAAUCUACAGGAACGACAAGAGGAUCAAGCUACAGAUCUGGGAUACGGCAGGGCAGGAGAGGUACAGGACUAUCACCACCGCUUACUACCGCGGAGCCAUGGGCUUCAUCCUCAUGUAUGACAUCACGAAUGAGGAGUCCUUUAACGCUGUGCAGGACUGGUCAACCCAGAUCAAGACGUACUCUUGGGACAACGCGCAGGUCCUGCUGGUGGGAAACAAGUGUGACAUGGAGGAUGAGAGGGUGGUGGCAGCAGACCGGGGUAGGCAGCUCUCUGAACACUUGGGGUUCGAGUUCUUUGAGGCCAGUGCCAAGGACAACAUCAAUGUGAAGCAGACGUUCGAGCGGUUGGUGGACAUCAUCUGCGAAAAGAUGUCUGAGAGCUUGGACGCCGCCGACCCGGCCAUCACAGGGGCCAAACAAGGCCCCCAGCUUACCGAGCAGCCCGCAGCCCCCCAACAGGACUGUGCAUGCUAAAGCUUAACACCCCCCACAUCAACCCAUCCUCAGGUCCCCUCACCCUCACAACCCCCACUCACCCUUCUCCCCCCGAAUGAACCUAUCACUCCAUACGGGUGAAGUUCACUCUGUUUUUCCCAUGAUCCUCUUGUGCCCUCUGCACCCUUUACUCUGGUUGUCACUAGUUACCACAGACACAAAGUCAUAAAUAUGGCUAAACCCCACUUAUUUCUACAAUGUAAAUUCUUCAAAUCUGAUUUUUAACCUAACCUUAACCACACUGCUAACCUUAUGCUUAACCCUAACCUUAAAUUAAGACCAAAAAGCUUUUUUUUUAAUCAUACAUUUUAUUAGCCAAUUUGGUCUUUGUGGCUGUGGUAACUAAAUCAAAUAAAAUUGUAUUUGUCAUCAUGCGCCUAAAACGGGUGAAGACCUUAUAGUAAAUGCUUACUUACAAGCCCUUAACCAACAAUGCAGUAAAAAAAAAAACUUUUAAAAAAAGAAUAAGAAAUAAAAGUAACAAAUAAUUAAAGAGCAGCAGUAAAAUAACAAUAGCGAGGCUGUAUACAGGGGGUACCGGUACAGAGUCAAUGUGCGGGGACACCGGUUAGUCGAGGUAAUUAAGGUAAUAUGUACAUGUAGGUAGAGUUAUUAAAGUGAAUAUAUAUAGAUAAUAACAGAGAGUAGCAGCAGCGUAAAGAAGGGGGGGGGGGGGGGGCAAUGCAAAUAGUCUGGAUAGCUAUUUGAUUGGAUGUUCUGGGGUAUUAUGGCUUUGGGGUAGAAGCUGUUUAGAAGCCUCUUGGACCUAGACUAGACUUGACACUCCAGUACCGCUUGCUAUGCGGUUGCAGAGAGAACAGUCUAUGAGUAGGGUGGCUGGAGUCUUUGACAAUUUUUAGGGCCUGCCUCUGACACCGCCUGGUAUAGAGGUCCUGGAUGGCAGGAAGCUUGGCCCCAGUGAUGUACUGGGCCGUACGCACUACCCUCUGUAGUGCCUUGCGGUCGCAGGCCGAGCAGUUGCCAUACCAGGCAGUGAUGCAAUCAGUCAGGAUGCUCUCAAUGGUGCAGCUGUAGAACCUUUUGAGGAUCUGAGGACCCAUGCCAAAUCUUUUCAGUCUCCCAAUGGGCCUAGGUUUUGUCGUGCCCUGUUCACGACUGUCUUGGUAUGCUUGGACCAUGUUAGUUUGUUGGUGAUGUGGACACCAAGGAACUUGAAACUCUCAACCUGCUCCACUACAGCCCCUGAGAAUAGGGGUGUGCUCAGUCCUCAUUUUCCUGUAGUCCACAAUCAUCUCCUUUGUCUUGAUCACGUUGAGGGAGAGGUUGUUGUCCUGGCACCACACGGCCAGGUCUCUGAUCUCCUCCCUAUAGGCUGUCUCGUCGUUGUCAGUGAUCAGACCUACCACUGUUGUGUCAUCGGCAAACUUAAUGAUAGUGUUGGAGUUGUGCCUGGCCGUGCAGUCAUGAGUGAAAAGGGAGUACAGGAGGGGAUUGAGCACGCACCCCUGAGAGGCUCCCGUGUUGAGGAUCAGCGUGGCAGAUGUGUUGUUACCUACCCUUACCACCUGGGGGCGGUCCAUCAGGAAGUCCAGGAUCCAGUUGCAGAGGGAGGUGUUUAGUCCCAGGGCCCUUAGCUUAGUGUUGAGCUUUGAGAGCACUAUGGUGUUGAACGCUGAGCUAUAGUCAAUGAAUAGCAUUCUCACAUAGGUGUUCCUUUUGUCCAGGUGGGAAAGGGCAGUGUGGAGUGCAAUAGAGAUUGCAUCAUCUGUGGAUCUGUUAGGGCGGUAUGCAAAUUGGAGUGGGUCUAGGGUUUCUGGGAUAAUGGUGUUGAUGUGAGCCAUGACCAGCCUUUCAAAGCACUUCAUGGCUACAAACGUGAGCACUACGGGUCGGUUGUCAUUUAGGCAGGUUACCUUAGUGUUCUUGGGCACAGGGACUAUGGUGGUCUGCUUGAAACAUGUUGGUAUUACAGACUCCGACAGGGAGAGGUUGAAAAUGUCAGUGAAGACACUUGCCAGUUGGUCAGUGCAUGCUCUGAGUACACGUCUUUGUAAUCCGCCUGUCCCUGCGGCCUUGUGAAUGUUAACCUGUUUAAAGGUCUUACUCACAUCGGCUGCGGAGAGCGUGAUCAGACAGUCGUCCGGAACAGCUGAUGCUCUCAUGCAUGUUUCAGUGUUACUUGCCUCGAAGCGAGCAUAGAGGUUAUUUAGCUUGUCUGGUAGGCUCAUGUCACUGGGCAGCUCUCGGCUGUGCUUCCCUUUGUAGUCUGUAAUAGUUUGCAAGCCCUGCCACAUCCGAUGAGCGUCAGAGCCGGUGUAGUACGAUUCGAUCUAAGUCCUGUAUUGACGCUUUGCCUGAUUGAUGGUUCGUCGGAGGGCAUAGCGGGAUUUCUUAUAAGCUUCCCGCUCCUUGAAAGCGGCAGCUCAGUGCGGAUGUUGCCUGUAAUCCAUGGCUUCUGGUUGGGGUAUGUACGCACAGUCACUGUGGGGACGACGUCAUCGAUGCACUUAUUGAUGAAGCCAGUGACUGAUGUGGUGUACUCGCACAUUUAACAUGCUGGUAGAAAUUUGGUCAAAUGGAUUUAAGUUUCACUGCAUCAAAAUCCCCGGCUACUAGCUGCGCCGCCUCUGGAUUAGCGUUUUCCUGUUUGCUUAUGACAGUAUACAGCUCAUUGAGUGCGGUCUUAGUGCCAGCAUUUGUCUGUGGUAGUAUGUAGACAGCUAUGAAAAAUUCAGAUGAAAACUCUCUAGGUAGAUAGUGUGGUCUACAGCUUAUCAUGAGAUACUCUACCUCAGGUGAGCAAAACCUUAAGUCUUCCUUAGAUAUUGUGCACCAGCUGUUGUUUACAAAUAUACAUAGUUCGCCACCCCUUGUCUUACCAUAGGCUGCUGUUCUAUCCUGCCGAUACAGUGUAUAACCCGCCAGCUAUAUGUUAUUUAUGUCGUCAUUCAGCCAAGACUCAGUGAAACAUAAGAUAUUACCAUUUUUAAUGUCCCGUUGGUAGUUUAAUCUUGCUCGUAGGUCAUCGAUUUUAUUUUCCAAUGAUUGCAUGUUGGCCAAUAGAACGGAUGACAGUGACAACUAGUAACUCUUUACUCUUCUCCUGACUGUGGUCAUGAUGGAGUUCUCUAUCCAAAGUGUGUCCCAAAUCCUUAUCAUUGUUUAUCUUUUUUUCUCUCAGAUUAAUGCUUUUCUGAUAUCAGCCUUUGUUGGGGACCGAUGGGAAUGCCAUAUUAAACUAUGUGUUGUCAUAAAAAGGUCAAUAAUUUGGAAACAAUUGUGUUGAUAUUGAAGCCUAGUACAUAUAUAUACUGGUCUUUUCCCUCCUCUCUGUGUGAAAUAUAGGUAAACAUAUUUAAUUUACAUCAGUCAUUGUUUUGUUGUUGUUGUGUGUAUUUAUUAGAAUCCCCAAAUAGCUGCUGCUGAGGCAGAGGCUACUCUUCCUGGCCUCCAAAAAGGAAACAACAUAGACGUUUCAACACCAUUCCUUAUUCCAGUCUCAAAUUUUUGUCCAAUCAGCCUUUAUUUUUGUAUACUGGUACCUCUUUCUUUUUUAAAGCUUUUCGUACAUAAAAAAAACCUGUAAGGAAUAACGAACAAAUUAUACAUAAGUUUAAAAAACACAGACACAUCUUUAUUUAUUUUUGUUUUAAAUGUUUAUGUAAAUAAUGUGCAGUACAAGAUAUCUAUGGUAUACAUUUAAAAAAAUGUAUUUUUCUUUUAGUAUAAAUGAAGAUGUAUCAAAAAUUUAAGAUCAAUGUUGUAUAUUUUCUCUGGAUCCAUUUAUUUAUUGUUUAAUUAAUUUCAUUGUCACCCCCCUUUAGCCCAUUUAGACAGAACUUCACAGCUCCUACUAGCCCCUCAGAUACGUACAAAUACACUCACUAAUAGCAGUUAAGAUGAAUGCUAGUUUGCAUGGAAAAAGGCUGAAGCCACAAAAGCAGAGCAUACUAUAGCUGCAGUGUGUCACCAUCGCUCACCGUUUACAUCCGUUUCAAUUAUCUUGUUUCAAAUAUUUGGGAGAAAUAAUGAAUUGCAGUGUGCAUGUUACAUCAGAGGCAAUACUUGCCUACAUAUGACUUGAAAUAGGCUAAAUGAGACUGCACAAGUGAGAUAAGAUUAAAAAGAGAAAUCAUACUAUCACACAUCCUGUACAAUAACAUAGGUUAUACAUAGCACGUUUCCAUCUAAAUGAGAGAAUAUAUUACUAAUUGUAUGUGAUCGAAACCACUAUCUUCCUUAAGCCUUUCAUUAUGUUUACGAGUCGACUUUCCUAUGUUGUUGACCAAUGGUUGUUUCAAUGGCCUUUACUAGAGCACGGAUGAGUGCGAAACAGUCAUACAGGUAGAUCAGUCUUUCAAUCAUCCUCAGUAGAUGAAGAGGUCAAAUUUAUACUUCACUGAGUCAGCUAAUGUGGCAGCUAAUGUAGGACGAUAAUGAUAAUUGUGUAACACUAAUAAUAAAAUAAUACUACUGUAGUAACGAUUACAAUAACAACAGUAUCGGAUCAUCGGGAACUUGAGUACCUUGCAGUUCAGCAUACAUUUUCAAUAUCAUUUUCUAUACCACAUGGCUGUGAGUUCUCAGUAGUAUCCAGAGAUCCCCCUCUGUAAACUGUCCUCCUCCUUUCCAAUACGGUCUUCCUUUCUAUGAAACAAACUGUAAAUACAUUUUAGUUAUAUAUGUUUAAUGUGUGGAUUGCGUUGUAUUGACUCCAGGCUUGCAAAACAAAAAGGAAAAAAAGCUGUAACUUUCUUUAUUAUAAAGCAAUACAAUACAAAUAGAAAUUCCGUACUUGAUGAUUAAUAUAUUUAUUAUUUUUAAAGGUUUAGUACCUCAGGUUCAUUUGGAAAGUGUCGGGUCAGUUUGUCCUCACUGCUAUUUCUAGGUAGUAUGGAACUGAAUUAGUGGAUUUAUUGCAUUUGUGGUGAGAAAUCUUGUAUCAGAGAUGGCACCAAAGUAAAAAAAAAAAAAGUACUAUAAGAGUAUUUUUGAGCUGAUGUUUUUAUUCUUUGCUUAGAUGGCAACCUAGUGUUUCCAAACCGACCAAUAAGGUUUGCGUUGUCAUGAAGGUAUUGUAAUUUUAGAAAAAGACCCCAAGUGUUGCUUGUUUUUGGAAUUUAUUUAAUCGUUUUAUUUUUGUUCUUUUUUUUAUUAUGCAUCCACCAAACACUGUUCUGCAAAGUACUGUUGACUUGGUUUACAUAGAUUUUUACUUUGUUUUUCAAUUGUGAGAAUACAACAACUAUUAUGCAGUAGUUUGUGUAAUAUAACAAAAAGGGAAUAUGGUGUCAAAAUGUUAAAUUGUGAACAUUACCAAAUCUACUGAACAUGUGGAAUUCAAUGACAAAAAUACAAGUUUGUGCUGUUACAAUA